AUGGCGGAUACUAAUGGCGACGCAGCUCCCGCCAUCCGAGUCUCGAACUUGACCUACACCUUCCCACAAUCCUCACAACCGGGUCUUUCGAAUAUAUCACUUUCUCUUCCAGCUGGAUCUCGUACCCUUCUCGUUGGUGCCAAUGGCGCAGGAAAGACUACGCUUCUCCGCUUGCUUUCAGGCAAGCGUCUUGGACCCCGUAAUACUAUUAUGGUCAAUGGAUCUGACCCGUUCACAAGUAACCUGACUGGGAUCACGUACCUAGGCACAGAAUGGGUGCUAAAUCCGAUCGUGCGAACAGACAUUGACGUGCCUAACCUUCUGAGCUCUAUUGGCGGAGAUGCGUAUCCAGAAAGACGAGAUGAGCUCGUGAAGAUAUUGGAUAUUGAUCUGCGUUGGCGAAUGCAUGCUGUCUCGGAUGGUGAGCGACGAAGAGUACAGCUUGCGAUGGGUUUACUCAGACCGUGGGAAGUGUUACUCCUAGACGAAAUCACGGUUGAUUUGGACCUGUUGAGCCGAAAGAAUUUCUUAGAUUGGUUGAAGAUGGAGACUGAAAGACGGGCGUGCACAGUUGUGUAUGCGACGCAUAUUUUGGAUAACUUGGUUGGUUGGCCGACGUACGUGAUUCAUAUGCAUUUAGGUACGGUCAAGGAAUCAGGACAGAUGAAAGAGUAUUUGGAAGAGGCGAGGAAGGAAAGAGAUCGAGUUAAUGAGGAGACGGGCAAUAGCUUAUUGAGUGAACUUGUGUUGAGAUGGCUGAGGGAAGACCUUGAGGAAAGAGGGCCCAGAGAAAAAAUGCGCAGAGGUCCACCAGAAAUGGCAACGGAACAAGGUAUUGGAGGCUAUGGUUUAGAGAAACGACCGGCAAAAUAG
Molecule: messenger RNA, 873 nt
Organism: Lithohypha guttulata
Lineage: Eukaryota; Fungi; Ascomycota; Eurotiomycetes; Chaetothyriales; Trichomeriaceae
Gene: CAF16
Product: CCR4-NOT regulatory complex component
Exons: 1
Coding region: 1-873 (290 amino acids)
Molecular function (GO): ATP binding; ATP hydrolysis activity
Source: RefSeq, a predicted model, not a curated record